This is a messenger RNA of Helianthus annuus (common sunflower), 1748 nucleotides long. RefSeq names its product F-box/FBD/LRR-repeat protein At1g13570-like. Gene Ontology annotation, molecular function: protein binding. The record is from RefSeq and is a predicted model, not a curated record. The coding region runs from base 312 to 1475 and encodes 387 amino acids. The transcript is spliced from 6 exons. Lineage: Eukaryota; Viridiplantae; Streptophyta; Magnoliopsida; Asterales; Asteraceae.
CAAUAACUUAGCCCACUUCAAACAUUAAAACAAACCCAUUAAACAACCACAACCCAAUCGCUGCCACCACUCCCGCUCUCCCUCCUCCUGCCAGCGACGACGACAACCUCCGACCACCCCUGCAAAAUUCCGGCCGCACCCAGCUUCACACCGACAAUAAACAGGACUAGGAGGAACCGUGAUUAGGGAAGUUAUGACGCGAUUUCUCAAGAGAAAAGGGGUUGAACCACUUUUUUCGUCGGAUUCUUCUAACUGAAGACUAAGCUUAUGUGCAGCGUUAUUUAGUAUCAAUCUGACUAAAACAACCUAAGAUGAAAGCUAAACGUCCGACUAAAGCUCAACGAUUGUCGUCGACUACAAUCAACACACUCCCUCAAACCAUAAUAGAAAACAUCCUAUGUCUUUUACCAAUUCAAGAGGCAGCACGGACAAGUAUCCUCUCUAGGGAAUGGAGGUACAAGUGGACCACUAUUCCCAAACUUGAGUUUGGUUCGUCUACUUUGUCCAAAGGAAAAAACAAAGAGAAGCUACCAUCUGACAUAGCAAGUGCACGGAAAAAAAACAUGGACGAAAGGUGUAAACUUUUCAAUGCUAUACACCAAGUUCUGUUAAUGCGCCAGGGUCCAAUACACGAGUUCAUCUUUAACCCGAUCGGAACCUACAACUGUUUUGAACUUGAUCAAAUAGUAUUUCAUUUGUCAAGGAACCAUACUGUCAAGAAAUUAACACUUGCGUUUGAUUAUAUAUCUCCGUAUAAGUUACCCUUAUGUGCCUUCUCUUUGCAUCAGUUAACAGACCUAUAUCUCAGUUUUGUUAAUCUUGACCAUCAACCAAUAGUCAGUGGAUUUGGUAGCCUUAGAAGCUUAUGCUUGAUGAAUGUAUGGAUCUCUUCAAAAGCUCUUCUUCGUCUAUUAUCAAAUUGUCCAUCACUUAAGAGGUUCACUUUGCAAGGAUUUAUCAGUCAUAAAGAUUGCACAAUUAUUGAGCUUUUUGAUUGUCUACAUGUGAUUGAAGAUCUGACUAUUUAUGGGUACAAUGCCCGUCAGCUUGUUCUAGACUCGGUUCCAGAAGAGCUUCCAACCUCACUAAUCCACCUCAAAUACUUUUGUUUCAAAGAAAUGUCUCUAGAUGUCGAUGGUCUUUUAACUUUUCUUGCUGUUUUGCUCAAAUGUUCCCCAAACUUGGAGCACAUUGUGCUAGAGGUUGCUGAACUGGAGUAUAAUGAUGAAAAUGAGAUAUAUUAUGGUAUAUUGGAAAAAUACUCAGAUGUUUGGAUGGAGCAUCUGAAGGAAUUGGUGAUUUAUAAUUUUAACAACUUGAAGCCUUCAAUGGAGUUUGUGAAGUUUAUCAUCUCCAGGUCUCCAAAGUUGAAGAAGGUGUUGUUGAUAGUUGAUGACAAGGAUGAAGAGUUGGAGAUGUUAAAAGUUCUCUUACAGGCCCCAUGCGCAUCACCGGUAGAAAUUGUUGUAAAGUAGUUGGGACGGGACAACAACAUCAAAGACUUUAGAUAACUCAACACUUAGUUUAAAGAAGUAUGAUGAUAAUCUGGAAGAAUUGCUACUUGUUUUUCUGCUUAUAUUAGUUGUCGUUAUUUUGGAUGCUGGUAUUCACAAUAGUUAUUUUCUGCCAGCUGGCCUUUGCAUUUGAUAAGGAUACGUUGGGACCGCUGGACUGGCGACGGGUGUUACUUCACUAAUUAUCACAAAUGUAUCCAUAUUUGUGUUUCUAUAUAUUCGGUUUAUAACUUA